Dendrobium catenatum is the source of this 450-nucleotide messenger RNA. Its product is annotated as putative disease resistance protein RGA3. Lineage: Eukaryota; Viridiplantae; Streptophyta; Magnoliopsida; Asparagales; Orchidaceae. Gene Ontology annotation, molecular function: ADP binding. The transcript has a single exon. Gene Ontology annotation, biological process: defense response to other organism. The record is from RefSeq and is a predicted model, not a curated record. The coding region runs from base 1 to 450 and encodes 149 amino acids.
AUGGGGAAGACACUUCUCUUGCAACAAGUCUAUAAGGAUGAAAUGACAAAGGAAUUUGAUCUUAAAAUGUGGAUUUGUGUUUCCAACAACUUUGAUGUGAAUCGAGUCAUUGCAAAUAUGUUGGAAUCUCUUCAAAAAAGUCUCGAGUCUCUGGUGAACUCCAAGAAGUUCUUACUUGUGCUAGAUGAUAUUUGGGAUGAGGAUAAGGAGCAAGAUAAAAACAAAUGGGAGAAUGUUCUCGCCCCUCUGCCUUCUGGAAAAUUGGGAAGUAAGAUUUUGGUGACAACUCGGAUGGCAUAUGUUGCAUUAAUGAUUUCAAAUGUUUUGAAAAAGAAGAAUGAAAUGUUGAGAUUCGAUGGCCUGAAGGAUGAUGAGUGUUUGCUUCUCCUCCUCAGAUAUGCAUUUGCCAAUUUAGAGACUUUUAAUGCUCAUCACGUGAAAGAUAGUUAA